AUGCAGGCCGAAGCUGCAAACUUAUGUACCAUGGAGGACUUUGAUGCCACCUUGAUACCAGUGGAGAUUUUACCCUGCGAUGUGACAAGGAGUAGACCAAUGGAUUCCCAGUCCAUCGUUGAAUUGGGUAAACAACUACUGGAAUGCGCCAAAAUUGGAGAUACAGAUUUGGUUAGGGACCUCAUGUGUAGAGGUGCCCCAUUCACAACGGACUGGCUUGGUACUAGUGCCUUACAUCAUGCAGCUCAAAAUAAUCAUUUGGAAACAGCUGAAGUACUGCUAAGAGCUGGGAUAUCCAGAGAUGCGAGGACCAAGGUCGAUCGGACACCUCUGCACAUGGCAGCUUAUGAAGGUCACCAUCAAAUGGCUCAGUUACUUCUAAAUUAUGGAGCUGAAGUGGACAGCAGAGAUAUGCUAAAAAUGACACCCUUACAUUGGGCUGUAGAACAAGAGCACAUUGAAGUACUGCUCAUAUUACUAGAAAAUGGAGCUAAUCCCCAUUCUGUGUGUAAAUUCAACAGAACGCCUCUCACCCUUGCAUUAGAGCAUCAGCGGUUAGAUUUUAUUGAAUUACUACAGCAAGAACGAGAAAUGGUCAAUAUACAACAAGAGGAGCUUGAUUCAAGUGAUAUUGAAGUGGCAACGCAAAAUCUGAUGCAAUUGGAAGCUGAACGUCAAAGAGAGGAACAAGAGCGCAUUGAAAUAGAACAACAACAACAACAAGAAACAGCCAGUGCCAAUAAAAAACAAAGGUUAGUGUAUCAUCCAGUAGCUCAUCCAAUGGUAGACACAAUGAAUGAUGAAGAUGAGCAAUAUUUUACUGAAAUUCACCAUUCAAACAUACAAGAGUUUUUGAAAGAAAAUGGUCUCACGAUCAUUGAUAAUGAUGCCACUAUUGUUGAAAAUGCCAUGGAAAGUGGCCAUCAUGUUGUACUUACAGAGGCAGGCAAAUUAGCUCUUACACAAACCAAGCCUAUCAAUGUAACUCCCAGAAAAAAGGUACAACUUAAUCCUAAGAAAGAAAGUUCAAAAAAAAUUGUGAAACUCAGGACUGAUCAAAUAAUGACACAAAGUCCACCUUCUGAGAGCACAUCAAAAGGACCAAAUAUUUUGAAAAGGAGUGGUAACAAUGAAAUGAAACGUGGAAAGAAAAUUAUUCUUACGCCAAUCGCACCAAUGCCAUCCACGUCUCAAAUGUUUAAUGUAGCUGACAACAGUACUGCUACAACAUCCAACGUUAGGAAUAAUAAUGUGAAUGUGUUAAAGUCAGAACCACUAAUAUUUCACAUGGAAGAUAAAAGUAUCGAAAAUAUUUUCGAGAUAAACAGUGAAAAAGAGCAAAUCACAAACAUAGAUGAGCUUAAUAGACAAUUAGCACAGGCUCGAAAACAAAUCAAAGAAUACCGGAGAAAAUUGAAAAAGAAGGAGGAAGAAGUUGAACUUUAUAAGAAACAGUUACAGAUUUUAAUGAAUAAGAAAACUUUGAAGUGAUUUCUACAGUGCCUGAUUACUCAAAACUUAUGAGAGGAAAUAUUAAAUUUAUACUAGUUAUCAUACAUGAAUUGUCUUUCUCGUUGAAAGAUGAAAAACUUUGGAUAGUCAAACGGU
Molecule: messenger RNA, 1608 nt
Organism: Copidosoma floridanum
Lineage: Eukaryota; Metazoa; Arthropoda; Insecta; Hymenoptera; Encyrtidae
Gene: Atac3
Product: Ada2a-containing complex component 3
Biological process (GO): positive regulation of transcription by RNA polymerase II
Cellular component (GO): nucleus
Molecular function (GO): protein binding; transcription cis-regulatory region binding
Source: RefSeq, a predicted model, not a curated record